Molecule: messenger RNA, 195 nt
Organism: Aphanomyces astaci
Lineage: Eukaryota; Oomycota; Saprolegniomycetes; Saprolegniales; Verrucalvaceae
Exons: 2
Coding region: 1-195 (64 amino acids)
Source: RefSeq, a predicted model, not a curated record
AUGCCAUCGGGGCAUGUCACUGCCUGGGAACGCAAGUCGCCCCAGCAGUAUGCACAUUGCUUCGUCUCGGAGGACUCGGUUCUGGCUUGCAGUCACGAGCACAGCAGAAAGACCGAGAUGGUAGCCGAGCUGGCGGAUGCCAGCAAUGUCGAAACGGUAGUCCAAGAUGGCAUUUGCGUUGGACAAACCAAGUAG